UCAAUCCAUAACCAUGGAAGCGGCUAGGGACGCCAAUGCGAUUGAAUGCAUGUGACAAAUGUUGCAUCAAUUAGAUUUUUCGACUUCGCACUGUCACCUGGAUAAUGUGUAGUGCGAAUGAUAAAGAGCGAUGAAGCUCCUAAAGCCAAGCUGGGUGACCCACAAUGGGCACCCAAUUUUUUCGGUCGACAUCCAUCCGGAUGGGUCAAGAUUUGCGACCGGGGGUCAAGGAUCGGAUGCCGGACAGAUCUGCGUGUGGAACAUGGCACCCGUGAUGAAGCAGGAAGACGAACAGAAUGAAGCUGUUCCCAAGUUACUCUGCCAGAUGGACAAUCACCUGGCUUGCGUCAACUGUGUCCGUUGGUCUGGCUCUGGUCGUUUCUUGGCGUCGGGUGGCGAUGACAAGAUUAUCAUGAUUUGGCAAAUUGCAAGGUACGGUGGCACCACAAGUAUCUUCGGAGGCGGUUCCAAAAUUGCAAAUGUGGAACACUGGAAAUGUGUCAGCACACUCCGGGGUCACUCAGGAGAUGUCCUUGACCUGUCCUGGUCACCCCAUGACAUGUGGUUAGCAUCUUGUAGUGUGGACAAUACAGUAGUCAUUUGGAAUGCCAAGAGGUGGCAAGAAAUUGUGACCGUACUCAAAGGACAUACUGCAUUAGUUAAAGGUGUGUCUUGGGACCCCAUUGGAAAGUACAUAGCAUCGCAGUCUGAUGACAAAAGUUUGCGAGUCUGGAGGACACACGAUUGGCAGCAGGAGUGUAUGAUAACUGAACCAUUCAGUGAGUGUGGUGGUACAACACACAUCCUUCGGUUGUGCUGGUCCCCAGAUGGACAGUACCUCGUGUCCGCCCAUGCGAUGAACAACUCUGGACCCACGGCUCAGAUUGUUGAACGUGAUGGAUGGAAAACCGGCAAAGAUUUUGUCGGACAUCGAAAGGCUGUCACCUGCGUUAGAUUUAAUCCUCAUAUUUUAGCGAAGCCUUGCAAAGAGACAGGAAAGGUGAAAAAUUUUUGCUGCUGUGCAAUUGGAAGCAGAGAUCGAUCCCUUUCUGUUUGGAUGACAUGCUUGAAAAGACCGAUGGUUGUGGUUCACGACCUGUUUUCCAAUUCAGUUUUGGACGUGUCGUGGAGCCAAACCGGGAGCCAGAUUCUGGUCUGCUCUUGGGAUGGAACGGUGGCUUACAUAGAAUUUAGUGAGGGGGAACUUGGCAGGCCAAUUAGUCCAGAAGAAAAGACUUCUUGGCAUCAGAAACUGUACGGCAAGAGCCUCGCAAAUAUGUCUCCGAGCAACAACCAGCGAAACCUGGUGUCUACGCUCUUGAUUGAGAACCCAGAUAUCCUUAAAGUGCAGGAAGAACAACAAAAAUUGCAGCAUCAGCAACAGGAGCAGCAAAAGGAGCCAAGCAGAGAAGUUAAUGGUGUAUCAACUUCACAGCCAGCCUUGACAAGUUCAAUUGUCCAAACAUCCAGUAGAGACAGCAACAGCAGACAUUCCCUCCACUUGAAGGGCCCAACGGACAAACAGAUUGAGACAAGAAUGCCUGACGGGCGGAGAAGGAUAACGCCACUCUACAUUCCUCCUGAUCCUGAUACUGGGGAUGUUCCUAUGCCUUUCAACAGUCAGGCAUUGCCCAACUUCAGUUCUUCUACAGAAAGCAAGAGCAAAAUUGUGAUUGAGAAGCGUACAGAGACAUGUGAUGUUCCCCCUGUCACAACUGUCACCACUUCUGUUGCAGUAGAUAGGUCUCCAGAUAAAACCCCACUGCCAAAGGAAGUAACGAGCACAAAUACGCAAAACCAGGAAAAAGAGACACCUGGUCAAGCAUCUGCAUCAUUGUCUACAGCGGUGCCAGAAAUCAAAACUGAGAAGGUGCCACCCUCGAAACAGUCGGUGCCUUCUACUGAGCAUAAUCAAGUUCCUUCUUCAUCUGCGAAACGGAAAGCAACAGAGGCGACUCCCACCGGCCGGCCAACUGAGAAGAAGCGGGGCCGCCCGCCGUUGUCACAAUCGCUGCAUCACCAGCAGGCAAAAGCAGAGAAGGCAAAUGCAGAAAAAGAAGCACAGCGUGCAGAAGUUCCUACGCUUCAGACGUCAUCUGUGUCUCAGCCUCAAGUACUCUUCCCUCCUCUACAACAAGCCAUGCCAUCAGUUGUUAAGGUUGGCAUGGAAGAGUCUGGUGUGAUCCGGAGCAUACACCUUCAUGUGGAUAUUCCGGUACCAGGGUCUCGAAUGGUCAGCAAAGUGAAGUGCUGUGCAGAAGAAGCAGUGUUCUGGGAACACCUGGUGUCAGGCCGAGGUGUGGCUCUGUCAGCAAAUAGGCAAUACUCAUGUGUGGCAUGCGAGGAUCGGACAUUAACUGUGCUCGCGAGUACGACAGGUAGACGCCUUCUUCCGCCACUGGUCUUGCCAUCAGCAGCCUCGCAUUUGCACUGCAAGGGCAGCUGUGUUCUCGUUGUUACGACAACAGGGUCCCUGCAUGUAUGGAAUCUUGAUGAAUUGGUCUGCACAGUUCGUGACGAGUCUGUAAGCCUUCUCUUCAGAGACACUCCUGCGGCAACCAUCAAGUCUUCCAGUAUUACGGAUGAAGGCUUGCCUUUACUCACCUUGUCAACUGGGAAAACCUAUCUGUACAGUAAAGAUCUCUCCUCGUGGUUACAAAUGACAAGUCCUGAUGAUGCAAUUGUACAGUGUUCCGACCACUAUGCCUCUAUGCCUUCUACGGAUGUGUUUAAUGGUUCUUCCCUGCCUCUUGGAUCGUUACAGCAUUCUCUGUUCAAAGGUCCAAGGGCGGCGAAAUCAGUGUUCCACACCGGUCCCUCACUACAGCAGGCCGGCACGUUAAGUUUUCUCGAUGCUCAAGUCAGUGCAGCCCUUCAGCUUCAUUCGGGCAAAGAAUACAAGUUCUGGCUUCUGACUUUGGUCAGGUACCUUGCCACAGAAGGUAUUGAAGGUCGGUUGAAAGACCUGUGCUCACAGCUUCUUGGGCCCAUCGGCACACCGUGCCACACGUGGAAGCAGCACAUCCUCGGAUUGAAUAAGCGAGAGCUACUUCGUGAGAUUCUGCCAGUGAUGGCAACCAACCUUCGCCUUCAACGUCUCUUUAGUGAGUUUAAGGACCAAUUGGACAUGGCAUCCAACACGCUACCUCCCAAUGGCUGAAAGAGCUGCAGUGAAACAUAGCGUGUUGUGAUUCUUAAUUGACAUUGUCUCCCACACCAAAGCAAUACGACUGCCACAAUGAUACCACAGUGGUACUGUGUACCAGAAGUCAUUCGUACUUUUGUUCUCACCGACCAUAGUUGAAAUUGGAGAGGUAUUUCAAAAUGAUUAUACUAGGCGUUUUCUGUCAAUGUAGUGGGAUAUCGUUAUGAGAGGCAAGGAGUAAUGCAGUUUGUUACGGUACGUAAGGAAGUGCUGUGAAUCAGUGUGCUUGUAAGAUGAGCUACAGCAUUAUCUUUUGCGCUUAGGUUGUUGCUAACGUUUGUGUUUUUAAAUUUCUGCUGUUUGUAAACUGAAAGGAAGUAAUGAGCCAGACAAAACACACAUGUUCUGGCUGCUUAGGUGAGUUUACUUGCAUAACGUAAGCAGCGUAGAACCUGUCUGCAUGACAGUUUGUGUCGAAUAUUUUAAAAGCGGAGAUUUUAAUGCUUUCACUAGAGAGGUGAAUGUUUUGCGGCGCAGCUUUUGGAAGUCGUUUGUCAUAUCGAGUUUGGAAAUGCACCGUUUCUGGCAGGACCUAAAUUAGGAACAAACAAAGCACGAAUAUAUUGCAGAUUUUAUUAAACAGAGAUUGUUAUAUUGAAGUUUAGUUGUACCACACAUAGAGCACAUUUGGUGCGUAUAUAAGAUGGCAUUCCAGAUUUGUGCCAAACUAUGACAUAGCUAAAUAUUCUGUUGUCCAGCUCACAAAGGUUGCAUGCAUCUGGUCCUCAGAGUAAAGCUAGUUAUCUUUUUUUUACAACAUAAAUUAUUUUAUGUAACAUUAUGCGUGCAUAUAAUAAUGGAAUACAAUGCCUCAUUCUAUAAUAUCAGAAAAAAAUAUUUGGUUUCAAUUUGCCAUAAUUCUGACAUCACAGUUGGUCUUGUGGGUUAUAGAGAACACCCCGGAUAUGCUACGACUCCUGAGCAUAUGCACAACACAGGCAUGUAGCACACGUUCAAACAUGUUUGUUUCAUAAAAUUAAAGAAAUUGGACUUUGCGCCCAACACAACUGUGACGUCUACAGAGGAGUGCGAAAGUGCAAAAUUUUUAUUUCAAGUUUCUACAUGUGUGGAUGUCGAAGAAUUUGAAAUUGUUUUACAAUGCACACAUGGUGAAUGUACCUUCGAGUACUGAAUACUGAGUGCUCCCUAGAAUGCCUUCACGGCCCCCUUUGAUGCUCCAGAGCUGUUCAUCCGACUACGUAGUCCAGUUAGAAAAGAAAUAUAUUGAGGUUUAAAAAAAAUUCAGAUGAUCUGCAAUGUUUUUACAAGUAUACCACUCAAGACCGAAAUAGUUGCCUGUGGAGCAUUUUUGACUUACUUUGUCGUGGUGAUUUAUAUUGCAUAUUGGUGUUGUACCUUAUUUGAAAUACUAACUUUUUCUUGUUUGUGUAUAGAACUGAAAGUUUGUGUAUAGGACUUUUUUAAGGUGUCACAGUGGUUGAGACCACCAUGUACAUGUUGUACAGUCAAAGAUGGAAAGUUGUUUUGCGUAAGCACAUGAAAUUGCAGACAUUUGCUGGAUCAAUUAUGAAUCUUGGACGAUUCUGUCGUAGGUAUCACAGGUGUGCCAUUGCAGAAAGGUUUAUGCAUCGUGCAUGCAGCUGUGGCUGGUAGAAGUGUGUCUUAGUUAGAGUAGCACUGUACAGUCCUGGUUCUGAUGCUCAGGAACUUAAAAGCUCAACAAAUCAUUUGUACAAAGUUGCACGUUUUAAGAAAAGUGGUGUUGCCGAACAACUGAGUCAUUUGUAUUCAUAGAUUCAUGUCAUGUAUGAAUGAGCAAGUUUUUAUCAUUCCAUUGGAAAAGGAUUUGUUGCUAGUUUCUCCUGUGAAUUUUGUCACAAUUAUGUAUAAUAAAUGAAAACGAAUCUG
Messenger RNA from Ornithodoros turicata, 5074 nucleotides. RefSeq names its product protein HIRA-like. Gene Ontology annotation, biological process: chromatin remodeling; regulation of DNA-templated transcription; DNA-templated transcription. Gene Ontology annotation, cellular component: chromatin; nucleus; HIR complex. Lineage: Eukaryota; Metazoa; Arthropoda; Arachnida; Ixodida; Argasidae. The transcript has 26 exons. Gene Ontology annotation, molecular function: protein binding; nucleosome binding. Bases 131 to 3160 code for a protein of 1009 amino acids. The record is from RefSeq and is a predicted model, not a curated record.